Messenger RNA from Diplodia corticola, 1512 nucleotides. Its product is annotated as nuclear segregation protein. Gene Ontology annotation, biological process: intracellular mRNA localization. The record is from RefSeq and is a predicted model, not a curated record. Gene Ontology annotation, molecular function: mRNA binding. The coding region runs from base 1 to 1512 and encodes 503 amino acids. Lineage: Eukaryota; Fungi; Ascomycota; Dothideomycetes; Botryosphaeriales; Botryosphaeriaceae. The transcript is spliced from 3 exons. Gene Ontology annotation, cellular component: nuclear outer membrane-endoplasmic reticulum membrane network; ribonucleoprotein complex; endoplasmic reticulum.
AUGGCCGACACUACCACUCCCGCUGCUGCUAAGAAGCAGCAGUUCGUGAAGCCUGAGAAGCCCAGUGAGGAUGCCUACAAGACGGGUCUGGCUGAGAAGGAGAAACAACAUGCUGCUGCUCAAGAAAAGCUCAAAGCCCUCAAUGCGAAGAUCGAUCUCGCUACACCGAACAACAAGGACUCACCAACUGCUAAGAAGCAACAGGAGCUCCGCACCGAGCUCGCUGAGAUCCGCAAGAAGCAGCAGGCCAACAAGGGCUCGCGCAACACCGUCUUUGAGCAGAUCAGGAAGCUCGAUGAGCAACUGAAGUCUAGGAUCCAGGAGAACAAGACGGCUCGCAGCCGUGUCAACUUCAAGAAUGCUGACGAGGUCGACCGCGAGAUCGCUCGCCUCCAGAGCCAGGUCGACUCUGGCUCGAUGAAGAUUGUGGAGGAGAAGAAGGCCCUUGCCGACAUCUCCAGCCUGAACAAGCAGAAGAAGAACUUCGCCGGCUUUGACCAGGCCGAGAAGGGCAUCGCCGACCUGAAGGCGAAGAUUGCUGAGCUGCGCAAGUCCCUGGAUGACCCCGAGGCCAAGGCCAUGAGCGACCGUUACUCUACCAUCCAGUCCGAGCUUGAUGCCAUCAAGGCGGAGCAGGAUGAGGCCUACAAGAGCCUCAACACCCUCCGUGACGAGCGCACCAAGCUUCGCAACGAGCAACAGGCCAAGUGGACCGAACUGAAGGAGUUCAAGGACAAAUACUUUGAACAGAAGCGCGCUUUCCGCAACUACGAGCAAGAGGCGUACAAGGUCAGGAGGGAGAGGCAAGACGCCGAGCGCAAGGCCUACGAGGCCAAGAAGCGUCGCGAGAUUGCCGAUGCGAAGCUCGAGGAGGCCAGCGCUCCUGCGUACACCGAGGAGAUCAUCACCGCCGAGGGUCUCAUCCGCUACUUCGACCCCUCCGCUCUGCCUGCCAAGGAGACCAACGGCACCUCCAAGUUCCUCGCUCAGGCCGGCAGGACUACUGACGACUCUGCCUUCAAGGGCAUGAAGGUGGUGAAGAAGGAGGAGGAGGACUACUUCGCUGGGAGUGGCAGCGGCAAGAAGGGCAAAAAGAACAAGAAGAACAAGGAGUCUGCUCCGGCUUCUUCCGGCUUCAACCUUUCGAUUGGCGUCCUCGAGCAGCUGUCUCAGAUCAACGUCGAGGCACCCGCUAGCCAAUCCGACAUCCCCGGCGUGGUCGAGAAGCUCAAGGAGAAGCUUGAGACCUGGAAGAAGGACCAGGGCCGCAAGACCCAGGAGAACAUUGAUAAGGCGAAGAAGGAGAUCGAGAAGCUUGACGCCGCUGAGUCCGAGGGUGCGGAUGCUGGCGCCAAGGACACUGCCAAGAAGCCGGCGGCGAAGAACCAGCAGGUCAACGGUUCCGCCGAUGCUGAUGCGGAGCUUGCCCAGGAGAAGGACGCUGUCACUGACGCAGCCAAGGAGCUUGAACAGGCUAGCAUCGAAGACAAAGACGAGACCGCGACUGCCUAA